AUGUCUACCUUUGGCUACAGGAGAGGACUUAGCAAAUAUGAAUCCAUCGAUGAGGAUGAACUUCUCGCUUCCCUGUCAGCUGAGGAGCUGAAGGAGCUAGAGAGGGAGUUGGAAGACAUUGAACCUGAUCACAGACUUCCCGUGGGGCUCAGGCAAAAGAGUCUGACCGAGAAAACCCCCACGGGGACAUUCAGCAGAGAGGCACUGAUGGCCUAUUGGGAAAAGGAGUCCCAAAAACUCUUGGAGAAGGAGAGGCUGGGGGAGUGUGGAAAGGUCGCUGAAGAAGACAAAGAAGAGAGUGAGGAAGAGCUUAUCUUCACCGAAACUAACAGUGAGGUUUCUGAGGAGGUGUAUACAGAAGAGGAGGAGGACGACGACGAAGAGGAGGAGGAGGAAGAGGAGGAAGAGGAAGGAACAACUGAAAAGGAGAAAGGUAUUAAUGGAACUGUAAAUUAUGAUAGCAUCGAUUCUGAUAACUCAAAGCCAAAGACAUUUAAAAGUCAAAUAGAAAACAUAAAUUUGACCAAUGGCCACAGUGGAAGGAACACGGAGUCACCGGCUGCCAUUCACCCUUGCGGAAACCCUACGGUGAUCGAGGAUGCCUUGGAAAAGAUUAGGAACAACGACCCCGACACCACAGAGGUCAACUUGAACAACAUUGAGAACAUCACGUCGCAGACCCUUGCCCGCUUCGCUGAGGCCCUCAAGGGCAACACGGUGGUGAAGACCUUCAGUCUGGCCAACACGCGCGCAGACGACAGUGCGGCCAUGGCCAUUGCGGAAAUGCUCAAAGUCAACGAGCACAUCACCAACAUCAACGUGGAGUCCAACUUUAUCACGGGCAAGGGUAUCCUGGCCAUCAUGAGAGCUCUGCAGCACAACACGGUGCUCACCGAGCUGCGCUUCCACAACCAGAGGCACAUCAUGGGCAGCCAGGUGGAGAUGGAGAUCGUUAAGCUGCUCCGGGAGAACACCACGCUGCUGAGGUUGGGCUACCAUUUUGAGCUCCCAGGACCAAGAAUGAGCAUGACGAGCCUCUUGACAAGAAAUAUGGAUAAACAGAGGCAGAAGCGGAUGCAGGAGCAAAAACAAGAGGGCUAUGACGGAGGAGCCAAUCUUAGGACCAAAGUCUGGCAAAGAGGAACACCUGGCUCCUCACCUUACGCAUCUCCCAGGCACUCUCCCUGGUCAUCCCCCAAACUCCCCAAGAAAGUCCAAACUGUGAGGAGCCGCCCUCCAUCUCCUGUGGCUCCACCCCCUCCUCCGCCGCCACCACCCCCGCCGAUUCCCCCGCAAAGGCUGCCACCUCCUCCUCCGCCACCGCCUCCUCCCCUCCCAGAGAAAAAACUAAUCACCCGAAACAUCGCAGAAGUCAUCAAACAACAGGAGAGUGCCCAGCGGGCAUUACAAAAUGGACAGAAAAAGAAAAAAGGGAAAAAGGUUAAGAAACAACCAAACAAUAUUCUAAAGGAAAUUAAAAAUUCCCUGAGGUCAGUGCAAGAAAAGAAAAUGGAAGACAGUUCCCGGCCUUCUACCCCACUGAGAUCAGCUCAUGAGAAUCUCAUGGAAGCUAUUCGGGGAAGCAGCAUAAAACAGCUAAAGCGGGUGGAAGUUCCAGAAGCCCUUCGAUAGAAACAUGAUCUUUAGAAGAGGAUGGAGAACCACUCAGUGGUAUUAAAUAAGGCGCCUUGUGAGAUGUUUCUACAGUAACUUCUUCAAUUCGAAAUGUUUCCUGACUUUAAAAAUAGCCUCACCCAUUAAUUCCAAAAAAAAUUUUUAAGAAACAAUCGGCAUGUUUCUUCUGUAAAUAUGAAAAUAAACUACUUUUUUUUUUUAUGUUAUGAGCUUUGUAUGGGCAAGAAGCAGGUUAUUUGAAGAUGCUCUUACAUGAAUGUGUUGAUAACUCUGAGCUGUAAUGAGUUAAUGAAAUGUGCUGUUAUUUUUGUAAUCCCAAUAAAUUUGGAUUGAAGUUUU
Ailuropoda melanoleuca (giant panda) is the source of this 1974-nucleotide messenger RNA. RefSeq names its product leiomodin 2 (gene LMOD2). Lineage: Eukaryota; Metazoa; Chordata; Mammalia; Carnivora; Ursidae. The record is from RefSeq and is a predicted model, not a curated record. Gene Ontology annotation, biological process: myofibril assembly; muscle contraction; pointed-end actin filament capping. Gene Ontology annotation, molecular function: tropomyosin binding; actin binding. The transcript has 3 exons. Gene Ontology annotation, cellular component: striated muscle thin filament; cytoskeleton; myofibril. The coding region runs from base 1 to 1632 and encodes 543 amino acids.